AUGGCAAAAUCAUCACGGCGCUCAGGUCGUGGCAAGACGCCAACGUCUUCCGGAGCCUCAACACCAAGCUCCGCAUCCUCAGGUCCGAUCCCACCAUUCAACAAAGUCCCGGAAGCCUUGCAACCGUUUGUCGAACCACUCUCCCCCGACGAAGUAUACCUAGUCCACAUCGACAUCACAGCGGAGGAACUCAAGCGGCAAACCUUCACCGUACCCCUCAUCGUCAACCUGGUAGUAGCUGCUGUGAUUUGUCUACGGGUGUACAUGGGAAUCAGUACAUAUCCAGCGCUCGUGGGAACGCUGAUCGGGCUCCAAAGUUCCAUGACUGUGGACACAGCUACCCCGUGGACAGAAGCGGUACAAAUCAUCCUGCGCCGGACGGGAACUAUAUGCAUCGACUACUUCCUCGUGACCCUGUUGUGGUCAUGGCCUGUUAAUUUCAUCAGAGGGCCCGUGCGCUGGCGUCGCGCCAUCGGUUUCCGUGAGAGCGAGAUCAUAGUCCGCCGCAGUAACCGCAGUUGGAGCAAGGAGCUCGAGCGCAACAGGUGGAUCCGCGAAGACGAGGCGCGUCGCGAUAAGAUCGUCGCCGCUGUGACUCCCGAGCGAAUCGGAAAAACUGGUUACUUGCUCGUGGACGAGGAUUGGAACUUAGACUACGCGGCUAUGGUCCGCGCUCAUGCUCUUGUUGAUCGCACUCGCAGAGGCGAUGGUAUACAGAUGGAUGAAUUCCGCACUGCCGUGCUGGUUAACACUGAUGCUGACGGUUGGCUGAUCUGGCGUGUCGGGGAUGAGAAUACCCCCACUGGCCAAAAGCGAUCGGUUCAGCGCGACCAAAUCCUCGCCUUCAAGGAGAAGUUGACCGAGAUGGGCAAGGAGGAUCUUUUCCUCCGUUGGGUCGAGCUAAUUCAAUGGGAGAGCUCGCAGCCUGGUGGCUUCACUGCGGAACGGCAACGGUCUGCGAUGCUGCAAGCGAAGCAGAUGUUCGAAGAUGAGAACGUGGAUUUCAGUCAAUUCUGGGACGACAUGGGCGGAAUGGAAGGCGUGGAAGGAUUAGACUAG
Messenger RNA from Penicillium samsonianum, 1059 nucleotides. RefSeq lists its product as uncharacterized. The transcript has a single exon. The coding region runs from base 1 to 1059 and encodes 352 amino acids. The record is from RefSeq and is a predicted model, not a curated record. NCBI's taxonomy places the organism in Eukaryota, Fungi, Ascomycota, Eurotiomycetes, Eurotiales, Aspergillaceae.